UGGAGUAGACGCUUGCUUGUAAAUUGGAGAUCAUAUGCCCUGUGUUAAUUACAAAGUGGUUACUUUGGAUUUUAUAAAUAAAUAAAUACAUAAAUAAUAAAUAUAUGUAUAGAUUAUGUAGUAAUUUUUUAGUGCAAUAAAUUUAUCCAGUUUGAUAAUAAAUUUUAUUGAACAAAUAAAUAAACGAAUUUGUUGUUUUAUCAAUAAUCUAUUUAAUUAAAUAAAUAGAGCAAUUAAUAAUGGCGUUACACAACGUGCCGCCUAAGAGGAAAGAAAUAUAUAAAUAUGAAGCACCAUGGCCUUUGUACAGCAUGAACUGGUCUGUGAGACCUGACAAGAGAUUCCGGUUAGCACUGGGUAGUUUUGUUGAAGAGUACAACAAUAAAGUUCAAAUAGUGUCUCUUGAUGAAGAAACAUCAGAGUUUACUGCCAAGAGUACUUUUGAUCAUCCGUAUCCUACGACUAAAAUAAUGUGGAUUCCUGAUAGCAAAGGAUUAUUCCCUGACUUACUAGCAACCUCAGGCGACUAUUUGCGUGUCUGGCGAGCAGCUGAACCAGAAACACGACUCGAGUGCGUGCUAAAUAAUAAUAAAAACUCGGAUUUCUGUGCCCCAUUGACGUCAUUCGACUGGAAUGAAGUCGAUCCGAAUUUAAUAGGGACAUCGAGUAUCGACACGACUUGCACGAUCUGGGGUCUGGAAACUGGACAAGUACUGGGUCGAGUCAAUAUGGUAACCGGUCACGUCAAAACCCAGCUGAUUGCUCACGACAAAGAGGUCUACGACAUCGCGUUCAGCCGCGCAGGCGGCGGCCGCGACAUGUUCGCCUCAGUGGGCGCGGACGGCUCCGUCAGAAUGUUCGACCUCCGGCAUCUCGAGCACUCGACAAUUAUCUACGAAGACCCCCAGCAUACACCCUUACUAAGACUCGCCUGGAACAAACAAGACCCCAAUUAUCUGGCCACUGUCGCCAUGGACGCCUGCGAGGUCAUAAUCCUCGACGUCCGGGUUCCUUGUACCCCAGUUGCGCGACUAAAUAACCACAGGGCCAGCGUUAAUGGCAUUGCCUGGGCACCUCACUCGUCUUGUCACAUCUGCACAGCUGGAGAUGAUCACCAGGCUCUGAUCUGGGACAUCCAGCAGAUGCCUCGCGCUAUCGAGGACCCGAUCCUCGCCUACACCGCCGCGGAAGGUGAAGUAAAUCAGAUCCAAUGGGGCGCAACUCAGCCAGAUUGGAUCGCGAUUUGCUACAACAAAGCCGCCGAAAUCUUGCGUGUAUAAUCUUAUCAAGAUUUUAUGUUAUCUCUCAAACUUAUCAUUAGUCAUCAUCACUAGUUAUCAUUUAUCAUUUCAUUUAAUAAUUAUUAGCCUUAAUUUUAUAUUUAUUAGACAUUAAUAAUUACCACCUAAUUAUAAUAAUAAUAAAUAAUUAUAAUUCGACACGGUAAUUU
This is a messenger RNA of Microplitis demolitor, 1450 nucleotides long. It is a transcript of the gene wap, whose product is annotated as DDB1- and CUL4-associated factor 7. NCBI's taxonomy places the organism in Eukaryota, Metazoa, Arthropoda, Insecta, Hymenoptera, Braconidae. Gene Ontology annotation, molecular function: protein binding. The record is from RefSeq and is a predicted model, not a curated record. Bases 240 to 1280 code for a protein of 346 amino acids. Gene Ontology annotation, cellular component: nucleus. The transcript is spliced from 3 exons.